UAUCAUGUUUUCAGAUCAUCCAUGGAUCAAAGAGGAUGGAGAAGCACCUGACACACCACUGGAUAAUGCUGUUCUUGACAGGCUCAAACAGUUCAGGGCUAUGAACAAAUUCAAAAAAGCUGCACUUCGGGUUAUUGCUGGUUGCCUGUCCGAGGAAGAAAUAAUGGGAUUGAAAGUAAUGUUUAAAGGUAUGGAUACUGACAACAACGGUACAAUAACUCUAGAAGAGCUAAAGCAGGGACUGGCAAAGCAAGGGACAAAGUUAUCAGAAUAUGAAGUUAAACAAUUGAUGGAAGCAGCCGAUGCUGAUGGGAAUGGAACGAUUGAUUAUGAAGAAUUCAUUACAGCAACAAUGCAUAUGAACAGAAUGGACAGAGAAGAGCAUCUUUACACUGCCUUCCAAUACUUUGAUAAAGAUCAUAGCGGGUAUAUUACAAUAGAAGAACUCGAGCAAGCUCUUCGAGAGUUUGGAAUGAAUGAUGGGAAGGACAUAAAGGAAAUAAUUUCAGAAGUUGACGCUGAUAAU
This is a messenger RNA of Olea europaea var. sylvestris, 526 nucleotides long. RefSeq names its product calcium-dependent protein kinase 34-like. Gene Ontology annotation, cellular component: cytoplasm; nucleus. Gene Ontology annotation, molecular function: calmodulin binding; calcium/calmodulin-dependent protein kinase activity; calcium ion binding. The annotation marks the transcript as partial. The record is from RefSeq and is a predicted model, not a curated record. The transcript is spliced from 4 exons. Gene Ontology annotation, biological process: intracellular signal transduction; protein autophosphorylation; peptidyl-serine phosphorylation. Lineage: Eukaryota; Viridiplantae; Streptophyta; Magnoliopsida; Lamiales; Oleaceae.